AUGGAAACUCUUGAUAAGUUAAAGGCCAAACGCAAGAUAAUUCGUACUGCUUGUACAAAAUUGAUUAACAAGGCUUAUUUGUUAUUAGAAAGUUGUGAUAUUGAAAACGAAAGUGAUCAAGAACAACUUUCGGAACAUUUAUCUAGUUUAGAAGCAAAACAAUUAGACCUCAAAAGCCUUAAUAGUGAAAUUGAGGAUUUAAUUUCUGAUAGUGCAUUGUUUGAUAUAGAAAUUCAAAGCUCUUUUGAAUAUGAAGAGCAAAUAAAUGAAGCUAAGUUCAAAAUCAAAAGUAAGAUCAAAAAGUUUAAAACUGAUCAACAACCUAUCCCACCACUUGCUGCUAAUGGUUCUAAUGUAAGAAUUAACUGUCCUGCAACAAGCAUUAAUUUGCCAAAACUAAGAAUUCCCACAUUUAGUGGAGAUGCUAGUACCUUUCUAGAAUUCAUCAAUAGCUUCAAUAAUGCGAUUGACUCUAAUGAUUCUUUAAGUAAUGUUGAUAAAUUCAUAUAUUUAAAGUCCUUUUUAUCCGGCGAAGCUUACAAAAUUGUUUCCGGUUUUUCUCUUACUGAAGAAAAUUACAAAUCGUGUUUAUCUCUGUUAAAGGACAGAUAUGGGAAGCAAGACCAUUUGAUUAGUUAUUUCAUGAAUCGCCUAUUAGAAACUGAACCCGUAAAAUCCUCUUUCAAUCUCAAGGGAUUACGAAAACUGCAUGACGAGAGUGAAAUAAGCAUAAGAAAUUUAAACUCAAUGGGAAUUGCAUCCGGAAAUUAUGGCCAUUUACUUAUACCUAUUUUAUUAAAGCAAUUACCCCAAGAUUUAGUCAUAGAGUUCCAACGUAGAAGAGAUUCUUCUAAGAUUGGUGACGUCAAUGAAUUAAUAAGAUUUAUAAAAUUCGAAAUUGAAUCGCGCGAAUCUGCGAAUAUUGCUACUGGACAUUCUCAGGUUCCAGAAAUUCCCCGAUAUCAUUCACGAAAUUCCGUUUAUCAUGGAAAUACUAAAUUUAAAAAUAAAUUGUCUUCAUCUGCCGCGUUAAAUACUAUAGUUAAAAAUGUAUGUGCCUUUUGUAACUCCGACACGCACACUGCAUUAAAAUGCAAAAAUUUAUCGGAUGGGCAAAAACGUUACAAAUUAAAGAAAGAGGGUAGAUGCUAUCGGUGCAUGGCUCAUAGACAUAUAAUUUCACAAUGCAAGGCAAAAAUUCCACCCUGUGAGACAUGCCAGAGUUUUCAGCACAACUCCUUGUUUUGCCCAAAAAAUAAAAUUGAAAGCAGCUCGUUUGAAACCGAAACCCACGGACAGGAAGUCGUAAUUUCUUCCGUUUUAAAGGCAGAAGAGAACCCUGGCAGUUACGCGACCUUACUUCAAACGGCUAACGUCCAGGCAGAAAAUGGUGCCAACAAGAUCAUGGCUAGACUUUUAUUUGACUCAGGAUCACAAAAGUCCUUCUUGCGCAGUGAUCUGAAACAAGCUUUAAAUUUAAAAUCAAUACGCCAAGAGAAGCUUUUAGUUUAUACUUUCUCGAACCGAGAACCAAUCGAGAAAAUAUUCGAUGUUGUACGAUUCAGAAUAAGGAGCAAAUUUCCCCCUUAUCAAUUCUUAAACAUUGAGGCUUUGGCUUCAGAAGAAAUAACUGGCGCGGACGUAUACUCGAACGUUGACCUCAAACAUGUAAACAAAGUCAUUCCAGCCACCUGCAACCUUUCUGACUCCCUCGAAAAUUCCACCCCUAUCCAGAUCCUGUUGGGGGCGGACUUCCUGUGUAAUGUUCUAAGGGGAGAAGCAAGAAAAAUAAAUAAAAACUUGUUCUUGCAGCCGACACUCUUUGGUGACACUUUAAUUGGACAAAUCCCAGACUUGCAGAAAAGAAAACAGUCUUCCGUAUUUACUGUAUCUUGUGCUGUAGUGGAAACUGAUCUGAAGCGCUUGUGGGAGUUAGAUUCUUUCUUGCUCGAUGGGACUUCGGAAAAUAAAUCCAGGGAUAAUUUAGGUGAUUUCGGGAAAGAGCUUAAAAUAAAAAACGGACGAUAUGAAGCACCGUUGCAAUGGAAAACAAACGAAAUUAAAGAAAAAUUAAGUAAUAAUUUUGACGUUGCGGAAAAGAGAUUCAUUGCUUUAGAGAAAAAAUUUAAUAAGGAUCAAGCGUUGUUUGAGAGGUAUAAUGCUGUUAUGCAAGAGCAAGUUAACGAAGGCAUAAUUCAGAUGUGUCAUGACGAAUGUUUUACUGGAUAUGUAAUGCCGCAUAGAGAGGUUUUCAGGGAGACUUCUUCCAGUACAAAAACUAGGAUAGUAUAUGAUGCCAGCAGUAAGCAAGGUAAUAAUAUUAGUUUAAAUGAAUGCCUUCUUUCAGGAGAAAAUUUAAAUCCUAACCUUAUUGAUGUUAUAUUAAAAUUUAGAGAGCAUAAAAUUGGAUUUUGUGGAGAUAUUGCUCGGGCCUUUUUACAAAUAGAAGUUGAGGAAUUGGAUAGGAACUAUUUAUGUUUCUUGUAUUAUAAAAACUGUGAUAGAUCUCAACCAGUAACAAUGUAUCAUUUUAAUAGACACUGUUUUGGUGUAACUUGCUCACCUUUCGUUUUGGCUGCAACUAUUAAAACACAUAUCAAAGAAUACAGGGAUAAAUAUCCCCUUGCAUAUGAAAUGUUUAAUGAAUCGUUAUAUGUUGACGAUCUCUUUUGUGGAAGUUCCACUGUACAAGAUGCGCUAAAAUUGUCUUCCGAUGCUGUAUCGAUCUUGAAAGAUGCGAAAAUGAACAUGAGAAAAUUCGACACUAAUUCUGAAGAAUUAAAAAAUUUGUGGCGUAACUCUGAUUCCAUGAUUGAAAUUAAUGAACAGGCUGAUUCGCAUCUGAAAGUGUUAGGACUUGUUUGGAACAAUAUCGAUGAUACUUUGGGACUAGAUUUAAGAUCUUUGUUGUCAAACUUGAAUGACAACGAAUGCACAAAAAGAAAUGUGCUUCAUACUGCUGCAAAAUUGUUUGAUCCUUCUGGAUUUAUAUCUCCAUUCCUGAUUCGAAUAAAAUGUCUCUUACAAGAAUUAUGGCAAGCUGGUGUUGGAUGGGAUGAAGAGUUUUCCGGACAAUUAAAAGAAAAUUGGCAUGCAUGGUAUCUUUUGGAGCUGUUGCUUACUUAA
Molecule: messenger RNA, 3126 nt
Organism: Argiope bruennichi
Lineage: Eukaryota; Metazoa; Arthropoda; Arachnida; Araneae; Araneidae
Exons: 2
Coding region: 1-3126 (1041 amino acids)
Molecular function (GO): zinc ion binding; nucleic acid binding
Source: RefSeq, a predicted model, not a curated record